Molecule: messenger RNA, 1566 nt
Organism: Erythranthe guttata (spotted monkey flower)
Lineage: Eukaryota; Viridiplantae; Streptophyta; Magnoliopsida; Lamiales; Phrymaceae
Product: dehydrogenase/reductase SDR family member FEY
Source: RefSeq, a predicted model, not a curated record
GGCUCCUACGCUCAGAUUUUGAGUUUGAUCUGAAUCUCCAACUAUACAUACAUACUAUACUAUAUUCUAUUUCAUAAAAUAAUUUAAUAGUAGAGUGUGCUCUGUGUGUGUGUGUGUGUGUGUGUGAAAAAUGGCAUCGGUUUCAGCUUCGCCGGAGAAGGAAAAGGAGAACGGAAAGCCGUCGGAGGAGGCGGCGGAGAUUAAGGUGAAGAAGGAAGCAUUAGGGUGGAUAGAAUGGAUGAUGGGGUGGUUCUACCUGGCUUACGAGAUGCUGUUCCAGAGGAUUGUCGCCAGCAAUUUGCCCAAUCCUAUGCCCCUCCCUCCGAUUAACGACCUCACUUUCGUCGUCACCGGCUCCACCUCCGGCAUCGGCAAGGAAAUCGCCAGGCAAUUGGCUGAAGCAGGGGGGCAUGUUGUGAUGGCGGUCAGAAAUACAAAGGCAGCUAAUGACUUGAUAAAGAAGUGGCAGGAAGAUUGGUCCGGAAAGGGUCUUCCUCUUGAUAUUGAGGUUAUGGAACUUGAUCUUCUUUCCCUGGAUUCCGUUGUGAGAUUUGCUGAAGCUUGGAAUACACGUUCAGGACCUCUACAUGCACUCAUCAACAAUGCUGGGAUAUUUUCCAUUGGAGAACCACAAAAAAUUUCAAAGGAUGGAUAUGAAGAACACAUGCAAGUGAACCAUCUGGCUCCGGCACUGCUUUCAGUAUUACUUUUGCCUUCCCUUAUUAGAAGCUCGCCAAGCCGUAUUGUCAACGUGAAUUCCGUUAUGCAUAGCUUAGGAUUUGUAGAUCCAGAAGAUAUGAAUGUUACAUCUGGCAAAAGAAAAUAUACUAGUCUGGUGGGAUAUACAAGCAGUAAACUAGCACAGAUCAUGUUUAGCAGUGUCCUGAAUAAGAAACUUCCAACUGAAGCAGGGAUAAAUGUAGCAUGUGUUUCUCCUGGAAUAGUCCAAACGAAUGUCGCUAGGGAUCUUCCGAAGAUUGUUCAAGCUGCAUACCAUUUAAUCCCAUACUUCAUUUUCAGCCCCGAAGAAGGCUCUAGAAGUACACUAUUCGCAGCAACCGAUCCCCAACUAGUGGAAUACUGUGAGUCCCUAAAGACAGAAGAUUGGCCGGUUUGUGCUUUCAUUAAUCACGAUUGCCGCCCCGCAAAUCCUUCCGAGGAAGCACACAAUGUCGAAACUUCAAACAGGGUUUGGGAGAAAACACUAGAGCUGAUUGGCUUGCCCUCAGAUGCUGUAGAAAGGCUUAUAGAGGGGGAACAGGUGAAUUGCAAAUACGGCUCCUCUUAAUAGUACUGUUUUACGUGAAAUGUUAUAUUAGUUUUAUUAAAACUAAUUCUUGUGGUUGGGUCGAAACAAGGAAUUUUAUCUUGCUGCUUGGUUACACGUCUCUGAGAGAGAUAUCUCUAUAUCCGGAUUUUCUUGUUUCGAUGAUUUUUGUGUUUGUAUGGAUUAGCACUAAUGCAGAACUUACAUUGCCCAGUUUCAUACUUGGUGUUAGGAGAAAAAUAUAAGAAAGGAAAACAUUUUUUAUGUGGGCAUGAGUUCCCAAAUACGAACUCUUUUGA